UUUGGAGGAAAGCAGGGCUGAGGUUGCAGAUAUUAUCAUGAAAAGAAAACCACAAAUUCUAAACAGAGAUGGAUCCGUUUACGCUAUUCUUGGUGAAACUGCACAUAUUAGAUGUACAGGAGAGAUGAUCCCUAAUCAUGGUUCAGUGUCUUGGAGAAGAAAGGGCUACAGAGUUGGAACAGACCCUGAUCCUUUCGAGGUUCUUGAUGAGAAGUUUGGAACUGAGUUUGUGAGUACUCUGGUUAUACCAGCAGUUCAACAACAGGAUUUUGGGACAUAUGAGUGUUUUGUUGAAAACGAGAUUGGACGAGAUGGAGCAAUAUUUCAUCUCCGCGAGGAAGGUGAGUUGACCCUUGCAAGUAUUAUUGGUAGCAUUCUGGGUCUUAUAUUCACACUCAUAAUCCUAGCAGCUGCAGCAUACUGGAGGACCAUUUUUACAACAACAAAAAGUAUUGUGGAUCCGCAUCCGCAAUACUUGUGA
Messenger RNA from Eurytemora carolleeae, 481 nucleotides. RefSeq names its product peroxidasin-like. The record is from RefSeq and is a predicted model, not a curated record. The transcript is spliced from 6 exons. NCBI's taxonomy places the organism in Eukaryota, Metazoa, Arthropoda, Copepoda, Calanoida, Temoridae. The coding region runs from base 38 to 481 and encodes 147 amino acids.